Molecule: messenger RNA, 1054 nt
Organism: Chaetomium strumarium
Lineage: Eukaryota; Fungi; Ascomycota; Sordariomycetes; Sordariales; Chaetomiaceae
Exons: 1
Coding region: 349-951 (200 amino acids)
Source: RefSeq, a predicted model, not a curated record
GUUGGCACGGUGAAGCGUUGUUACCUUCAGCGGGCCUAUCAGAUUCUUCAGUCGCUUCGGGGGCGGCAGCGGCAGGCGCAGGCACGGCCUCAGCCUCCGGGUUGACGGCAGGAGCCUCCUGGGUUGUGUCCUUCUUCUUUUCCACGUCGGUGGAAGUGCCCUCAGUCGGGGGAGUGGCGCGAUUGUUCUCGCCAGACAUGGUCUCGAGAUGGUGGCGAUGUGAUGUCAGCACGCGACUGGGGUGGAAACAGGAGCUGAUGCAAUGUUUGGUGCAGAAGAGCGAAAGUCGACGCGUUCUUCGCGUAAGACUCGACGAGGGUGUACGUGCUUCUCGCUCAGCUCCGCGUUAUGAUGAAUGUUGAUGGCGUGCGCGGUUGGGGGGAUAAGUCACAAUGCGCAGGCAGCUUGGCGAUUGGAGCAGUAACAAUGCGCCGAGGUGAAGUUGAGAGAACACUCGCGAAGCAGAGAAAUUAUUUGAGGGCAGUACACGAGGGAGUUGGUCCGAGCGUCUUGGCGACGCAGCUUUCUGCUUGGGCCUACGUGAGAGGGCGGCGGAGUUGCUCACGGGAGGAGCGGCAACUUGUUGUGGGCAUGCGUCCGAUCCAUGGAAGCACAACGCCAACAGCGCCCGCCCGCACCCAACAACGCCGCUGGCCUGGUCAAAAGUCCCACGGUGCUUGUGAAAGGGCACCGAGUCAUCGCCCAUCCACGCAACUGCCAAACCGCACUCCCCUUCCACGGUCGGGCAAUCUUGAUCGACAGUCCAUCAAAAGCCGCUAUCCACCACGUAGUAGCUCUUUGCCACCCUCCUGGCUUGACGUACCCCAACCCCUCUCUCCCAGGCAUUCCGAGCAGGCGCAGCACCAACAGGAGCUUUGUUGCAGAUACCUGCUGCCACAGGCCGAGCACAACAACCCCCGAGACCCCACACCGGUUCCGAGUUCAGCCUGACGGACGCCGCCCUUUCAUUCACCGACUGCCGAGAGGUCAAAGGAAACGAAACAAACAAAAACCUCGGAAGCCUCAAAGGCUGUGUCAUUCUGCAUUUGCCCCC